GUUGCGCAUGCUCAGAUCUAUCAAAACACCGAAAGGAGAGAGAUGAGUCCAUGAGGAUAUCCAAGAAAAACAAUGUCUUAUCGAGCGUGUGGUGGUUUCAGUUGAAUCUCAGUGUGAUAGCUCAGUGAGUGAUCAGGGGAUGGACAACGCCGCCGUGUCAGCCUCGGACGGGACAGCAGAGUGCCCCCUGGUUUCUGAGGACAUGGAGGGGAUCUGCGUGAUGCCAGACUUGAGUGCCAUCAAGACCGAGCAGUCGAUGGGUGCAAGCCCAGUUGACACGGGCACUCAAAAUGUGGCUAUGGGCAUCAAGUUCAUCCUGCCCAACCGCUUUGACAUGAACGUUUGCUCAAGAUUUGUCAAGUCGCUCAACGAGGAAGACAGCAAGAACAUCCAGGACCAGGUGAACUCUGAUCUGGAGGUGGCUUCUGUUUUAUUCAAAGCUGAGUGCAACAUCCAGACCUCACCGUCCCCGGGCAUACAGGUGCGCCAUGUUUACACACCAUCCACCACCAAACACUUCUCCCCCAUCAAACAGUCCACCACACUCACCAAUAAACACCGCGGCAAUGAGGUUUCUUCCACACCUCUUCUGGUGCAUUCUUUGUCCAUUCACCAGCUGGCAGCCCAGGGAGAAAUGGUGUUUCUGGCCAGCAGGAUUGAACAAGAGACUGUGAUCAAUCUCCAAGAUGAGGAAGGCUUUACUCCUCUGAUGUGGGCAGCUGCACACGGACAAAUUGCUGUUGUCGAGUUUCUGCUCCAAAAUGGUGCUGACCCCAACCUCCUGGCCAAAGGGAGGGAAAGCGCAUUGUCCUUGGCCUGCAGUAAGGGAUACACUGAUAUUGUGAAGAUGCUCAUUGACUGUGGAGUUGAUGUCAACGAAUAUGACUGGAAUGGAGGAGCCCCUCUGCUGUACGCUGUCCAUGGCAACCAUGUACGCUGUGUCGAAAUCUUGUUAGAGAGUGGUGCUGAUCCUACCAUAGAGUCAGAUUCUGGAUUUAAUGCAAUGGACAUGGCCGUGGCUAUGGGCCACCGAAAUGUUCAACAGGUGAUGGAGGCACACUUACUGAAGUUGCUGAUGGGAAUCAGAGAAUGAACUGUGACACUUGAGGAAAACAAAUACUUGAGGGACAUCACUGGGCUCUUGGACAAUCAUGUAGCACGCCCAGGCUGUCAGCCAACGGGAAUAUUUAGUUCCAUUAAGUGAUGUUUCAACAGCAUUGCAUCAUGUCGACAUUAUUUUGUGGGCAUGAUGCACAUGAAGGUUGGGUGUGAGUGUGUGAGUGAGUGUGUGAAUUUUGAAUUUGACGCUUCUCUCAAACUGUUUUACUCUGCACGUUUUCAUAUCGAAUGUGUGGUAGCAAAUUUUAUCAGGAUACAAUGACAGAUUUCAAAAAACAGAAAUGUAAAGUUGAGCUCUUCACUACAACCCAGCAUGCACUGCACUCCACCUGUAGUAUGCUGCCAAAUAAGUAGUGCAGUGCAGGCUUUUGUUUUGCUUUAAUUAAGCAUUGAAGCUCCGUUUUGACUCCCUUGUAAUAUCAGAUAUCGCAUUACAUGCUGUCAUUACCCUUUUCCUGUGAUUGCAAGUGUUUUUAUAAACUAAUUUAUUAACCGUAAUCAACAGUUUUUAAGAAUAACAGAAUUUUAUUGUAAUAUGUUGAAUUGGUUGGUGUUCAUACUGUCUGGUUUUCAUAUUGAUCACAUCUCUGAGGCUCUUCUGUCUUCCCUGAAGACAACAGUGGGUGGAAUGAAAAUACGUUAUUACUGUCCAGAAUGCACGUGGCAGAUUGUGUGCUUUUAUGAUGCUGACAAGCUGUUUGUUGACUGAAGAUCCUUGUGUCAGUUGUACUCUGUUUAUUUAUUUGAAUGAUUUACACGUUGUGUUGUAAUGUGAUAAAAUUCUCAUAUUGAUGUAA
Seriola dumerili (greater amberjack) is the source of this 1916-nucleotide messenger RNA. It is a transcript of the gene ankra2, whose product is annotated as ankyrin repeat family A member 2. NCBI's taxonomy places the organism in Eukaryota, Metazoa, Chordata, Actinopteri, Carangiformes, Carangidae. Gene Ontology annotation, molecular function: protein binding. Gene Ontology annotation, biological process: regulation of gene expression. The transcript is spliced from 9 exons. Gene Ontology annotation, cellular component: nucleus. The record is from RefSeq and is a predicted model, not a curated record. The coding region runs from base 140 to 1093 and encodes 317 amino acids.